AUGGAUCAAGACGAAUCCCCACCGCCGUUCUACUCGGCCAUAAAGUUGCUGAGUUACAUGCACGCUCCUGCGGUUGGCUUCUAUUACCUAGGAGCGUGCAUGUUCGGUCUCUGCAUCUUACAGAAAACACGAAUUGUGCCACAGAAAAGACGGAUAAGCAUAGUGGCUUUCAUGGCCACAAUACUCCUGGCAUACAUCACAGAAGUCCUCUCCUACCUCAGCCGGUCGAUAGCCGAUUCUGAAUACACAGCUCCACAAUUCUUCGCCAUACGGUGCUUGGGGUCGAUACUUGUCUGGAGCCCUCUGUCUUACAUGUUGUGGGCAAGCAAAUCGCUGCGCUGGCAUGCGUACUUUGGAGCAUUUGUUUUGCAGUUUGCACUCGAGGCAACGACUUGCUUGAUCACGAUUUCCACCGUGCCAGAACCAUUCUCAGAAAAGUACCCGCCUUUGAUCAUUAGCUGCGUGAGGGCUUUGGUCUCACUGCUCCUACUGGUGGAUGCAUUUGUCGUCCUCGUCACCAAACAGACUGAAGCUAGCACAGACGAGGAGCGCCAAUCGCUUCUGAACAAGUCAACGGAUAGCUUGUUAGGCCCAGGUUCCCCCAUGGGCUACGGUGCCAUCCCGUUCGGCGCGGAUUUUGGCGGUGAUUUCAGCGAUGAUGAGGACGGUCCGCCAGAGGAAGACGACAAAGACUUGAAAGCGCAACAAGCGAAACGACUCGAAGAAGAAGGUGGCUGGUUCGGCUACUUGAAAGGCUUCGCCGUCUUCCUACCAUAUCUGUUUCCAAAAGACGAUUGGAAGGUCAUGGCUUGCCUCGGCAUUCGACUGGUGCAUAUGCUGCAAGAGCGUGCCCUCAAUCUGCUCACCCCUCGACAGCUUGGUAUCAUCACUACCGAACUACAAAAAGCGUACGACACAAAGAGCGGCGUCAUGCCGUGGAAAGACAUUGGCCUCUGGGUGCUGUACUCCUGGAUCAACAGUUAUGCCGGACUCGGAGUCAUUGACGGCAUGGCAAAUCUCGUCAUCUCCAACUCUGCGUAUCGCCGCGUCACCUUGCUAGCUUACAAACACGUCCUGGGUCUUUCCAUGGACUUUCAUACCUCAAAAGACUCGGGCGAGGUCUUGAAGGCUGUUGAGCAGGCGUCUUCGCUCAACACACUCAUCGAAAUGGUGCUGUUUGACGUUGCGCCAAUCCUGUUGGACCUCUUCGUCGCAAUGUACUACGUCACUCACCUGUUCGACGCAUACAUGGCCUUUAUCGUUCUGUUCAUGGGCGCAGCAUACAUUGCGAUUGGAUUCUACUUUACAACACUGUCGCAACCCAAAAGACGAGAUUACGUGGAGAAGCAACGAAGCGAAAGCUCCACUGUCAACGAGACGAUCCACAACUGGCAAACAGUCGCUUAUUUCAACCGCUUCGCGUAUGAGUAUGCGCGUUAUGCAGAAAACAUCAUCAACACCAUUUCGGCGCAAUAUCAAUACUACUUCAGAUCCAUGGGCGGACAUGCUGCGCAAGAUCUUCUGACUACCCUUGGUUUCGCUGGUGCCUGUGUCUUCGGCAUGACUCAGAUCGUCACCGGACGAAGGCCAGUUGGUAACUUGGUUACACUGAUCAUGUACUGGCAUACGAUGACUUCGCCACUUUACGUUCUGUCCUAUAGCUUCCGACAAAUCACCAGCUCGCUGAUCGAUGCCGAACGCCUGCUACAGCUACUGAACACCAAACCCACGGUAGCAGACCAGGAAGGUGCCAAGGACAUUAUUGUGGAGAAAGGAGAAGUGGAAUUCAAGGAUGUCCACUUCCACUACGACGAGCGUAAGCCUAUUAUCAAGAGCGUAAACCUCAAGGCCUCGGGUGGCCAGACUAUCGCCUUUGUCGGUGAGACGGGUGGCGGAAAGUCGACUAUGCUCAAGCUUCUCUUCCGCUUCUACGAUGUGACCAGCGGUUCGAUAAUGAUCGAUGGCCAAGACCUGCGCUCAGUGACGCAAGCUAGUCUACGGGAUGCCAUGGGCGUCGUGCCUCAAGAUCCCGUUUUGUUCAAUCAAAGCAUACGACAAAACAUCCGCUAUGCCAAACUCGAUGCCACCGACGCCGAAAUCGAAGAUGCAUGCCGCGCUGCUGCCAUUCACGACGACAUUGUCAGUUUCCCAGACGGCUACAACUCCAAAGUGGGUGAACGCGGGGUACGGCUGUCAGGCGGCCAACUGCAACGCAUAGCCAUUGCCCGCGUGCUCCUGCAGAACCCCAAAAUCGUCUUGCUGGACGAAGCAACAUCAGCAAUUGACUCGUCCAUCGAGGCACUGAUCCAGCAGGCGUUCCGCAAACUAAGUCAAGGCCGCACCACGUUUGUAAUCGCACACAGACUCAGCACGAUUGCAGACGCCGACCAGAUCUUGGUGGUUGAAAAGGGCGAAAUCAUCGAGAGAGGUACACAUCAGGGGUUGCUGAAGAACGAAGAAGGAAAGUACGCGGAGCUGUGGAGGAAGCAGACGGCGGGGCAUUUGUCAAAGGACUCGGAAGCCAAGGAUGUAAAAGAGGGAGAGAACCAGGAGGGAGCCGUGGUCGUUGGCGAUACGACGAUUCAGGGAGAAGACCAGGCAACCACUUCUGCGACGAAGAGUGACAAUUCCGGUGAAGAUAACAGCGUACGACGGAAAUAA
Bipolaris oryzae ATCC 44560 is the source of this 2661-nucleotide messenger RNA. RefSeq lists its product as uncharacterized. Gene Ontology annotation, biological process: transmembrane transport. Gene Ontology annotation, molecular function: ATP binding; ATP hydrolysis activity; ABC-type transporter activity. Bases 1 to 2661 code for a protein of 886 amino acids. Gene Ontology annotation, cellular component: membrane. The record is from RefSeq and is a predicted model, not a curated record. The transcript has a single exon. NCBI's taxonomy places the organism in Eukaryota, Fungi, Ascomycota, Dothideomycetes, Pleosporales, Pleosporaceae.